Messenger RNA from Heteronotia binoei (common prickly gecko), 1928 nucleotides. RefSeq names its product maelstrom spermatogenic transposon silencer (gene MAEL). Gene Ontology annotation, cellular component: P granule; nucleus. Gene Ontology annotation, biological process: negative regulation of DNA-templated transcription; male meiotic nuclear division; regulation of miRNA-mediated gene silencing. Lineage: Eukaryota; Metazoa; Chordata; Lepidosauria; Squamata; Gekkonidae. The record is from RefSeq and is a predicted model, not a curated record. The coding region runs from base 146 to 1390 and encodes 414 amino acids. Gene Ontology annotation, molecular function: sequence-specific DNA binding. The transcript is spliced from 12 exons.
GGUUGCAUGGCGUCAUGCGAUUGGUCUUUAAGAAGGGAGGUGUUAAAGACGGCCAGUUCUAUUUUUCUUUGCUAGUCGUUGUCAACGUCGGCUGCAGGAGCGGCAGCAGCGGCCUUUGGGUUCCCUCGUGUUGACAACGAGCGAAAUGCCCAACCGCAAAGGCGCGAGGAACGCCUAUUUUUUCUUCGUGCUGGAGAAGCUGCCGGAGUUGAAGCGACGCGGUGUAAAUGUGACUGGCGUGGCAGACGCCGUCCCGCACUGCUCGGAUGACUGGGCGAGGCUGACUGAAGAGCAAAAAGAAAAGUAUGCAGAUAAGGCUCGUCUAUGGAAAACUAAGAAAUCUGAAGCAGGAGCAAAGGCAUUGCCUGGCCAAGUCCUGGCACCUCAUCCUAUGCAAACUCAGACAGUUCCUAUUGAGAGCCUCACCAACACAUCCAGGAAGUGUGAUCAAGUGGCUCUUAAAAAUGUAUUCUACAUUCUGAACAUUUUCAGUCAUGGAGAACUGCCUCCUCAUUGCAUUCAGCGUUUUCUCCCUUGUGAAAUUGGCUGUGUCAAGUACUCACUAAAGGAUGGCAUAAUUGCAGAGUCUCACCUUUUUAUAGAUAGUGGUACAGUUCCCCGGGGUUUUCGGUUCCAUUGCCAAGCUGCAGGUGAUGCCACUCACAGGAUUCCCAUCUCUGGCAUUGAAUUUGAGUCUGCAAGUCAUUUUGUUGUGUUUCGUGACCUGUGCAUGUUCAUCCAGCCAGAUAGGAACAACCGGCCGUUCGUGUAUUGUAAGUCUGAUGACUACUUUAGGGUGAACUGGUGUCUGAAGUACCUGGCUGAGGAAGCAGGCAUAACAAAUCAUCUGAAGCUUCUCACUGUGGAAGAUCUUGUGGUAGAGUUGUAUCAGCACAAGUUUCAAAAGGAGCCUUCCAAGACUUGGGUGCGCAACACAUUGGAUGCUUCCGUGUGGGAUUAUUCCAGCAAUACUAGGUGCAAAUGGCAUGAGGAGAAUGAUAUACUGUUCUGUGCCCUUGCUACUUGCAAGAAAACUGCAUAUUGUAUCAGCAGUUCUCUGGCUGACCUAUAUGGCAUCCCACUAACUUCAUCUCAUUUACCCGUGUGUGACAAGGAUUCCAAAAAUACAGUGAACCCUAAGAUGGUAGUACUGGAUGCUGGAAGAUUUCAGAGAUCGAAGGCCCAGCAUGGAGGAAAUGAUAGGUACUUCACUUCUCUUAAUCAGGAUGAAGAUGCCUUUCCUUAUGCUGGUGAGUAUCCUUCAGGAGUGAAGAUAGUGAAUGAGAUGAGCACUGGCCGUGGAAGAGGAAUUGUACGCUUUCUGGAGAGCAUCUCCAAGCAGGCCAGCAAUUGGAAAUCUUCAAAUGUUCAGAAUAGCUGUCCAGAAUAGCUCUGCAUAUCAUAAGGCACUGCAUUACUUUUUUCUCCUGUUUGUCAUGUUUAAGUGUUUUCUUAGCAAAGGAAAAACUAGUUCCACUUCUGUUGUUUAUUGACCAUUUAACACUUUUUGUUUAAGAAUCAAAGUGUUAUUCUAGGGUGAGGAAUACUUGAUAUGUGUAUCUUAAAUGGAAAUCAGAAUAACAGAAACCAGUGUAAGACAGUUUUCUGAAAGUAUGUAGAUUCUUUCAGCUUCUACUGUGCCUUAUUCUACAGUGUCCAAGCAGAAGUCAGCUUGUUCUUCCAAGAAAACUUUUUCUGUUGCUGUGGUAUUAGAAACCUUAAUUGCAAUUAUGUUUUUAUUAGCUAUUUAUGUUUUGAAAUGCCUUAUACUUUAAGGAGCAAGGUGUUUUUUUAUGUAUAAAUCAUUGUUUUGAACAGUAAUGCAAAUGUUUCUUGGUGUGUUGUAUACGUUUCUAUAAUGCUGCAAUACUUUUUCAUCUGUUGCAGUAUAAGCUUAAAUGCAUUAAAUUGUAUGAGAGAGAAACAUA